GGCCGCCAUCGAUACAACACUGUACCCGUCCAACUGACAGCGAUUCUGUCUUCAAUGUAGAACGAAAUAUUCUCGCGCCACGCUCUUGGGGUUCUUGCGACUCUUUAUAAACGGUUCGAUCAUGUAUUGGCGGUCUGGGCCGUGGCUCAGUUCUUCUCUGCUUCCAGAAUUUCCCAGCUCAUUACAGGCACUCUCCCAUUUCAAUUAAACAUGGCUUCUGUCCUUGAAGACAUCUUAGCACCUUUCCUCAGUGCCGAGAGUAUCAUCACUCAAACGAUUUCUACCGUCGCCGUAACAUUCUUCAUAUAUGGAAUCUACUGUGUUGUGUUUGGAUUAUCGAUUCGCGUCCUUAUUCGCCGUAAUAGUCGUGCCCACAAAUUAUACACCGGUUGUUCCAUAGCUCUUUUUGUGCUAGCAACCAUCUACACCGCUGUCAAAACUUGGGGAGCUUUACAGCAGGCCCUCAAUGGAUUCCGUGCUGUGAAGACAAAGGAUUAUCUUCCUUUUGUCCAGUACCUCGAGGGAAAUGACGGGGAAGCUGCUUGGGUUGGAACCUCAGACAUGAUAUCGACUCUCAUGAAUUCAAUAGCCGACACUAUGCUCAUUCACCGCUGUUACGUUCUUUUCAAUUACAACAAAUUUAUCUUGUUUCCUCUUGCAUUCAUUGCAUUCGUUUUGAAUGGUAUUGAUUUAGGUUGCAUCAUUACCAUCACCACUGGGCUCGGGACUUCUUCAAAACCUCUCAAACUGCCUAUUGUGCUUAAGGCAUAUUCAAUUGAUCAUGAUGCAUUGAUAGGCAUAGUUGUUUUCCAGAUUGUCUUGGCUUUGAUAACUGGAGGGCGCAUUUGGUGGAUUACCCGUCAAACAAGACAAAUGAUGGUAGGGUCCAUACACUCAAGAUAUAAUGAUAUUGUCGCUAUCAUCAUCGAAUCUGCAUUGCUUUACGCAGGCAUCCUCUUGGCUGCUGUAGUGCUUGAAGAUGUAUUGGAUCCCUUCAUGACGGGUGUUUUUCCAUUUGAUAUCCCAGUCGUCCCAUCACUCAUGUCUGGCCUCGCUCCUACGAUGGUCAUUGCUAGGAUAGCGUACGGCAAAGCCGUGGACAAUUUGAAUGUUGACUCGCAGACAGUGUCGACAUUUCGCGCUGCAAGUGGUCAGACCCCUAGUCAACAGAUGUCCGAUGCUGGCAUGGGACGAGCCGCUAUCCAAUUCCAUCUUCGAAUGGACGGUACGGAUGAAAGAGUUUAG
Molecule: messenger RNA, 1245 nt
Organism: Marasmius oreades (fairy-ring Marasmius)
Lineage: Eukaryota; Fungi; Basidiomycota; Agaricomycetes; Agaricales; Marasmiaceae
Exons: 11
Coding region: 211-1245 (344 amino acids)
Source: RefSeq, a predicted model, not a curated record